Molecule: messenger RNA, 4240 nt
Organism: Parnassius mnemosyne (clouded apollo)
Lineage: Eukaryota; Metazoa; Arthropoda; Insecta; Lepidoptera; Papilionidae
Source: the annotation of a GenBank genome assembly
GAUUGUGAUGUGACAUAACUUGUGGACAUAACCUAUAAAAAUAUAAUAAAGAGAGUUGUUUCAUCUAAAAUUAUAAAUAAAAUUUCCAGAAGUAUAAAAAAUCAAAUAAAAAUUAAUAUGAUAUCUAGAUUCGGUUAUAUAAUUAACUUAUUAAAGGCGCUAGAAAGGAAUGUAUUACAUAGCUUUGGUCAUCCUCCGAGAGAAUUAGCCAUAGUACAGAUUUAUGAAAGACAGAGUUCAAACCCUCCUAAAAAGUUUUCUAUAAAGGAUAUCAUUGGAGAUGGCAUGUUGCUAGCUGUUCCUAAAUUUAGAAGAACAAUUGAAAAGCGCUGGAAAAGGAAAUUUGGAUCACCAGAAUAUGUAUGGAAAAUGCUUGUGCCCAAAACAAAUAUCAAAGUAUGCCAGGAUUGUGGCCAUCAUCAUGAGCGAGGACGCCUCUGUGGUAAUUGAGGGACUUUUUUUAUAAAAAUUGAACAUAUUAAUUGACAAGAGCUGUGUGUAGACAGAAACUCGAAUCAUCAUAAUUAUCUCAAUAAGUAAAAGACCUUAAAGAUGACACUAAAUCUCUAUUCAUAUGAAAAUUCACUGUUGAAUUUUUUUUAUAUCAUUACAUGAAAAGGCUUAUUAUUUUUAGUCUUCUUGAGUUGACAUUUUAUAAAUUCGUUAUUAUAUUUAUCUGAAAUAAUAAACAAAAAUUAACAUAUAUUAUACACAAUAAAAUCUACAAAUACCUAAUUUAAUGAUCAUGUAAAUUAUAGAGUAGUAAAGCCAUGCUGGGUCACAUUAUAGCUGCUGCACAAAUAAGUCGGCUCGACCAGGAAAGGAACACGCCGUCAUAGAAAACGAGCAAAAAAUAGCAGCAUAAUGAUGAUGUGUUUUGUAUGGGGAGUGACGCACCUGCAUUUUGAUUCUUAACUGAUGAUAGAUGUCGGUGUCCAUGGCCAUCUAUUUACAUUCAUAUUUUAAAUGUGCUAGAGCCAUACUGCAACUAUAUUAUUGUAGUUUCAGCACGAAUGGGUCAGCUCAACCGGGAAAGAAUCACUCUUUUACUUGUUUUAAAAGAAGGAGCAAACAAGCAUGCGGCUUAUCUGACGAUAAGUUACUACCGUUGCUCAUGAACAACUGCAACAUCGGGAGAGAUGCAGAUGCGUUGCCGGCCUUUUAAAAAGAGUAGGCUCUUUUCUUGAAGGUCCCUAAGUCGUAUUAGUCUGGAAAAAUCGUUCCACAAGUAGUCGAUUCAACAAGGGAGUUGUGCAAGGAAGAAAACUUCUAGUAAACCGCACAGUGCUGGACCACCAAUCAUCCAGAUGGUAUUGAGAAUUUUGUCGCGAUGUGCGGUGGUGAAAUUCCCCUUGCAUUCGGUGCACUCCCCGUGGUAGAUGCGAUAGAAUAUGCAAAAAGGUGCAACAUUUCUUCGCAGCGCCAGUGAGUCAAGGCGAUCAGAAAGAACGUCGACGUUCCGGUCUUUUUUUUUAAAAAAAGUUACCCCUACACUAGGAUUUUCUCCUGUAUCGUGGAGGCAGUUUACAAACAUAAAUUGCACAAGGGCAAACAUGCAGACCCGAACCGAUUAUUUGUAAGCCUUACAAAUACUUGUUCCGUGCGGGAUUUGAAACCGCGGCCCACAGCGCAGGAACUCAUUGCUCAGUCAUUGCGCCACGAGCCGUAGCUCUGCGCUAGAUGCGGUCAAGUCAAGUGGAAGGAGCUGGCACUGGGGUGCUCUGGCCCAGAGAUGAGAACAGUAUUUCAUGUGAGGCCGAACUUGCGCCUUAUAAAGUUUCAAACGGUGUGGCGGUAUGAAAUCCCGUUGUACAAAGCACGCCGAGCUUUUUAGAGGCUAUUUUGGCCUUCCCUUCCAAGUGACCGCGGGACUAUCUUUCGUCAUUCGAUAUGUCGAAGCUGAGGAUUCCGAUGCUUUCUUUUCUUUAAAAAAAAACUUUACCUACACUAGGAUUUUCUCCUGUAUCGUGGAGGCAGUUUACAAACACAAAUUGCACAAGGACAAACAUUCAGACCCGGAACAAUUGUUUAUAGGCGAUACAAAUACUUGUUCCGUGCGGGAUUCGAACCCGCGCCCCCCAGCGCAGCAAUUCUUUUUAACGGUAUACGCGUUUGUGUAUAACCUUAACUAUGUGUUUUUUGGGGAUUGAGUUGGACUAGAUUUAGUCGCUCCCAAUCAGACUUCAACAAAGACUCGACUACAUUCAGAAAUAUGUUUAUUCCGGAAACCGACGGCGUGUUCCCGUGAAAUAUUGGCACGGCUGGUGUAUUAUGCAUCGCUAGUUCAUUCUUAUGCUGAUGACAGAUCCGCAUAACGCAGCUUUGUGGAACACCGAAUAGUGGCGAUGUAAGAAUAUAUACUACCCCAUAUCAUCCCGUGGGUGUCGUCAGAAGCGACAGAGGGAUACAAGUCAGGAGAUAGGCUGCAGCAUCUUCCUAAUAAUGGCAAAAAAAACUGGUUGCCACCCCGCUUUCCAAGCGUGACAACUAUGGUAAAUAUCCCCUGUAAGAAGCAAUCUAUGGAUGAGGCCUAUGUUUAGCAGUGGACUUAUAAUAGGCUGUUUCUUAACGGUAACGGUUGUGGAACACCAGUAUUAACAGGCUUGGAGUCGGAAAUGCACCGUCGACUACGACCUUAUUGCUCCGAUCUGAGAGUAAACCGGUAAUCAAAUUGUAUAGUUUCUCGGAAACCUUAUAAGAAGGAAGCUUCGAAAGAAACGCUUUUGUGUCAAGCCCUAUCGACGGCCUUCGCUAUGGCUCGACUGCGCUCAUCGGUGUGUUACGUAAACAAGAAGAUCGCCAGCUGAGCGACCCCGACGGAAACCGUACUGGCUGUCAUUAAUCAGCUGGUGCUCUUCAAGGUACCAAUUGUAUAAGCAGGCAGUUAAUAAUGGAUUCCAUUAUUUUCGAGAAUAAGGAUGUGAAGGCCUGUAGUUGAACGGAUCAGAAUUAUUACCUAUUUUAGACCAAAGCUGUCUUCCAUAAAUUCGAGACCAACGCCUAGGGAAUAGGAGAACCGGAAAGAACCGGUGCCAACUCUGAAGAAGAAGAAGAAGAGUACACGUCUUCGGCACAAUUGGGGGGAUUUCGUCGGCCCACUCGACUUUUGGAUAUCCAAAGAGGGGAGUGUUUUUCGUACUGAGCAUUGUGUGAAUCUCACGCAAAAAAUUGUUGUCAAUUUUUAUCCCGGAUAGGAGAAAUACGAAAUAAUAGCCAGAGAUGACAUCUGAGUCUCGGUUAGAAAGAGCAAGGUCGGCUUCGCCGUCUUCAGAUAGUAGUAGAUGGCGUUUAGGUUCGAGUUAACUUCCCCGAUGUUGCAGAAAUUCUCGGAUAGCGUGGCAAGGGUCUUCUUUGUCCUGUUGCUAAGCUUACCCGGAGCAGUUUUUGUGUUGAACGGAGUUUUGCCCCCUCCUCUACCCAGAACUUAGGGCAGCCUUAGCACCCACACUUAGGAGAAGUAAGGUAGCUUGGGCGUGGAUGCUCAGUGAGGGAUUCUCCAUUACCAGGGGUGCUGGUACCCUUCUGACGAAGUGUCUUAUAUAAUUCCGCUACCAUGUUAAUGGGAGGGGCAAAUUGAGCCUCUGGCCAUCUGCACUUAUCCAGGCUAAACGCAGAAGUUCACAGUUCACGGUACCUCCCCAGUUAAAGCUGGCCUAUCCGUGCAAAAGCAAAAGCUGCCGCGUGGCUGCAUUGGCACCACUGUUACUCUCACAGAUUAUCAACGUAAAACAGGAUUUUAAUGCUGCUGUAUUUCAUAUUAGAGAAACGGAGGCUCUUACUAGUUACGAGGCAUUUCGACGUGGCCCUCAGGGGUGCAUCAUCAUUUUGAUUCUUAAGUGGGGGAUAAUAUUUAUAUUAUUAGAAAUAAGAGUUUUACAUAAAUAAUAUUUUAACAUACUUUUUUUUAUAGGAAACUGUUACAACAGAGUAGAGAGUGAAACAAAAGAAAUACAAGCUAAAAUACAAGAAAAAUUAGGACUCAACCCCAUUGAGAAGGAUGUUAUUGUAUUAUAUGAAGGGGAAAAUGUUCCCGAAAUGCCUAAUGAAUUUUGGGAAGGUAAGAGGAUAAUUGAGAUGAAGAAAGAAAGACCUCAAUGGUUCAGCAAAAAUCUUUUGCAGAAAUCAACUCAGCAACCUUCUAGUUCCAAAGAUGUUAAGCCAACUGAUCUGGCUUAAAUGUUGAAUUAAGUAUGAUAUUGAAUUCUUAGUAUAGUGAAUUAACAUUAAAGUUAUUGAAUAC